Molecule: messenger RNA, 1389 nt
Organism: Brassicogethes aeneus
Lineage: Eukaryota; Metazoa; Arthropoda; Insecta; Coleoptera; Nitidulidae
Source: the annotation of a GenBank genome assembly
GAAAUAUGAACGAUUCAAAUUUUUUAUUUUAAUUUAAAAAUGAAUAUAAACAGAUGUUUUAGAAAAUAUACCAAGCUAUUUAACCAAGGCAAGAUUAAUACUGCGUUAAAUAGAUUAGAUUAUUCGACUGAAAAACAUGGUAUAAUACUGGGAAUUGAGACUUCUUGUGAUGAUACUGGAUGUGCAAUUGUUGAUACGAAUGGAAAUAUAUUAGGGGAAGCUUUAAAUUCUCAGCAUUUAAUACAUUUAAACAAUGGAGGUAUUAUUCCACCAAUUGCUCAAGAUUUACACAGACAAAACAUAGAAAAUGUUGUUAAUGAGGCAUAUAGACAAUCUGGAGUAAGUUUUAAAGACAUAGAUGCUAUUGCCACUACCAUAAAACCAGGUUUACCAAUGUCACUACAUAUUGGUACAAAAUAUGGUAAACAUUUAUGCAGACUACAUAACAAACCAUUUAUGCCUAUCCACCACAUGGAAGCACAUGCUUUAACCGCAAGAAUGCAUGACAAAUCAAUAGAAUUUCCAUUUAUGGUUUUGCUAAUAAGUGGAGGACACUGCCUGGUAGCAGUUGCAAAAGAUGUAGAUGAAUUUUUACUUCUAGGUGAAAGUAUUGAUGAUGCACCAGGUGAAGCCUAUGACAAAAUGGCUCGACGAAUGAAGCUUAAAAAUCUUCCUGAAUAUUCAACAAUGUCAGGUGGGCAGGCAAUUGAAACAGCAGCCAGGAAAUCUGAUAAUCCAUUGGGAUUUAAGUUUACCACACCAAUGUUGUUUUAUAAGGAUUGUAAUUUUAGUAUGGCUGGUAUUAAGAAUCAAGUUUUCAGGCAUUUGGUUAGAGAAGAGAAAGAAAACAAUGUUACUGCUGAUGGUGUUAUUCCCAAGGUGAAUAAUUUAUGUGCAGCUUUUCAGUUGUGUGUUACAAGACAUUUAUGUCAUAGACUUCAAAGAGGAAUGGAAUAUGCAGAGGAGAAAGGGUAUAUUCCACAGGAAAAUAAGACUUUGGUUGUUUCUGGGGGUGCAGCUUGUAACAAUUUCAUAGCAGAAGGCGUCCAAAUGGUUUGUGAUACUCUUGGCUACAAAUUUGUAAGGCCUCCACCAAAAUUAUGCACUGAUAAUGGAGUAAUGAUUGCUUGGAAUGGUAUAGAAAGAUGGAAAAGAAAUAUAGGAAUCUACAAAGACUUUGAACACAUAGAAAUAGAAAAAUCAUCACCGCUGGGUAAAAGACUUAUAGAAGAUGUGGCCAAUGAAAAUCUGAGCUGCAAUUGGGUAAAAUUAAGUAGAUUAAAUAAACCGCAGAGUACCUGGUAUCCCCUUAAGAGAGCUGUUGAAAAUUAGUUAAGAAAUAGAUUUUAUUUGUUAAAAACAUUUUAUUAAAGUAUUUUAUACAAGAAC